Molecule: messenger RNA, 1968 nt
Organism: Macadamia integrifolia
Lineage: Eukaryota; Viridiplantae; Streptophyta; Magnoliopsida; Proteales; Proteaceae
Product: probable serine/threonine-protein kinase PBL17
Biological process (GO): protein phosphorylation
Molecular function (GO): protein kinase activity; ATP binding
Source: RefSeq, a predicted model, not a curated record
UGAUUUGGGGCGAGGGUUCUGGGCGGCUUUGGACCUUAAAAAGGAGAUGGAAUGAAUCAUCACAACAAACCCUCUUCUUCUCUCUCUCUCUCCUACAUUUUUCUUCUUCUCUUUUCAAACGACUCUUAUCUGCUGUGUUCAAGGGAGCACAGAUCGGAAUCCGCCCAUCGUCGCCGGAAUUUCUCAGCCGAACACUUAUGCUAGAGAGCCAGAUCGGAUUUGAGUGUUUUUUGCAGAUCUUGAACGGGUCGGAAGAGGAAACCGAGUUCAUUUGAGAGAGAGCUGGAAGCUUUGGGAUCAAACCCAGAUGCUAUUUUUUUUGAGCUAUAGUUGGAAAAUGUCAUCUCAGUGAUCUCAGAAGAUUCUUUCAUUGUUCUGAUCAAUAUGGAAAGGAAGAAUAAUAUCCAAAUCCCGUAGUUUCCUGGUCAGAUUCAUGGGGAACUGUUUUGCUAUUGAAGAACAAUAUGAAACUACGAAGCCAGUUGCCAAAUCCCAAGCCACAAUUGCAUCUCCAACGAAACAAGACAGAGCCGGGGCAAAUGUUACAGUGACUCCCAGAGAUGUCAAAGACCUGAUUGAGAAUCUUGGAUACAGUAAUGUUGACAUCUUUACACAUAAUGAGCUGAGAUUGGCUACCAAGAACUUUCGCCCAGAUCAAGUUAUUGGUGAAGGUGGGUUCGGGGUCGUCUACAAAGGAAUUAUAGAUGAAAAUAUCAGAUCAGGUUACCAAACCACGGAAGUUGCUAUUAAAGUUCUUGACCCAGAGGGGCUACAAGGCGACCGAGAAUGGCUGGCAGAGGUCAACUAUCUUGGACAACUCAGUCACCCAAAUCUUGUCAAACUCAUUGGAUACUGCUGUGAAGAUGAGCACAGGAUGUUGGUCUAUGAAUAUAUGGCCUGCGGGAGCCUGGAAAAUCAGCUCUUUCGAAGGGUAUGUGUAUUACUUACUUGGUCCACUAGAAUGAAGAUAGCUUUAGGUGCAGCAAAAGGUCUGGCUUUUCUUCAUGGAGCAGAAAGAUCGAUAAUAUAUCGGGACUUCAAGACAUCAAACAUCUUACUGGAUUCGGAUUAUAAUGCUAAGCUCUCUGAUUUUGGACUUGCAAAGGAUGGGCCAAUGGGAGACCAGACCCAUGUGUCAACCCGCGUGAUGGGUACUUAUGGAUAUGCUGCCCCAGAGUACGUCAUGACUGGUCACCUGACUGCUAAAAGUGAUGUAUAUGGUUUUGGGGUUGUGCUCCUUGAAAUGCUCCUUGGUAAGAGAGCAAUAAAUAAUAGGAGGUCAGGCCAUGAACACAACCUGGUUGAGUGGGCACGCCCACUAUUGAACCAUAAUAAGAAAUUGCUGAGGAUAUUGGACCCUAGAAUGGAAGGUCAGUACUUGAUCAAGGAUGCUCAGAAGGUAGCUAAUUUGGCUUACCAAUGCCUCAGUCAAAACCCAAGGGGGAGGCCUACCAUGAAUCAGGUGGUUGAGAUACUUGAAAUGUUUCAAGAUCAAGGAGAGAAUCUGCUGCUGCACGGAGGUGUAACCCUGUACGAGGUCCCAAAGAGUAACCCCAAGAAGAAACAUCCAAGCAGAAUUGAAGGUGAAACAGAACCUGAUUUGCAUAAGAAGAAAAGAGAUGAAUUUGCUAUUAGCAGGAGCAAGAGUGAGCUUCUAACCCAGUGCAGUGUGUACAGCCCUUCCCCCAAUUUUCAGCCACUGAAGAGGAAAUCACUGGGUGUAAGAAUUGAGAGAAAACCAUUGAAUGUAGUUGGUCUCUAUAAGUUAUGAGAGCCAAUUCUAUCCAAUGAAUUAGUUUUUUUUUUUUUUAGAUUCAAUCUGGUUUCAAGUAAAAUAAAGGGUAGGGAAGUGAAAUCAAAUUAAUAGUGAAGUGGAAACUCUUAUAAUCAUUAUGUCAUAUGAGUGUGUACCUCAAUUUAAAAAAAUUUUAAUCUGGUUAUUAAAUUUUACUUUACUUUGAAACUAAA